AUGUGCAUGUCUAAACCUUACAUGUUCUUGUCAUGUCUCAUUCUCGGGCCAUUCAAUCCAAAGGUUCGCAUAGAUGUAUUCUUAGAGCCCUUGAUAGACGAAUUGAAGAAGUUGUGGACGGGUGUGAUAACAUAUGAUAUUUCAAGGAAACAAAACCUUAUUUUGAGAGUCAUGCUGAUGUGGACAAUUAAUGACUUUCCUGCUUAUGGUAUGUUGUCCGGCUGGAGCACUCAUGGUAAACUGGCAUGUCCACAUUGCAUGAAGCAGACAAAGGCAUUUAGAUUAUAUCAUGGGGCAAAAAAUUCCUGGUUUGACUCCCAUCGGAGGUUUUUACCGAAUGACCAUGCCUUUAGGAGGAAUAAGAAUGCUUUCAAAAAGGGGGAAGUGGAGAUGGAUGAUGCACCACCAUAUCUAACAGGAGAAGAAGUUUGGAAUAGAAUCAAUGGUUAUCCUAAAGUAACUGAAAAUGGUGCACCAAGAAUUGAUGGAUACGGUGAGUGGCAUAAUUGGACAAAAAGAAGCAUCUUUUGGGAUCUACCUUAUUGGAAGCAUAAUUUGUUAAGGCAUAAUCUUGAUUUCAUGCACAUUGAAAAGAAAUUCUUUGACAACAUCUUUAAUACUGUGAUGAAUGUUACGGGCAAGACAAAAGACAAUGACCAGGCUCAAAUGGAUUUAGCUUUGUAUUGCAGACGAAAAGAUUUGGAGCUAAAAAGCCAUAUCAAUGGAAACAUGUACAAGCCAAAAGCAAAUUAUACACUUUCUUCAGACCAAACAAAACAAGUUUGCCAUUGGGUCAAAGAUCUUAGGAUGCCUAACGGAUAUUCUUCUAACUUGUCAAGGUGUGUCAAUGUUAAUAGGGGAAAGUUCAUUGGGAUGAAAAGCCAUGACUGCCAUGUGUUUAUGGAAUGCUUAGUUCCUAUAGCGUUUAGUUCUUUACCGACUCAUGUUCUCAAUCCCAUUACAGAUAUAAGUCAUUUCUUCAGAGAUUUGUGUUCUACGACAUUGAAUGAGGAUGACUUAGUGAAGAUGGAAGAAAACAUUCCCUUCAUUCUGUGCAAGAUGGAGAGAAUAUUUCCUCCCUCAUUCUUUGAUUGUAUGGAACAUCUCCCUAUCCAUCUUCCAUAUGAGGCAAGACUUGGUGGACCAAUCCACUAUAGGUGGAUGUACCCUUUUGAAAGGUUCAUGGGAAAUGCUAAACGUUCGGUUAAGAAUAAAGCUAGGGUUGGAGGAUCUAUUUGCGCAUCAUACUUGCAGAGAGAGACAACUCAUUUUUGUUCCCACCAUUUCAAAAACUUCAUGUUAACACCACAGAGCAAUAGAAAUGAAGUAGACACUGAAACAGAAAGUCGUACUGCAACAUUAUCAGUGUUUGACCAGCCUGGUCGUCAUUCUAGGAGGGAAUCAACUCAUUGGUUGAGUGAUCAAGAAUUGAGAUCAGCUCAUGUUCAUGUUUUGAUCAAUUGCAAUGAAGUUCAACCUUACCUUGAGCAAAAAGUUCAUGAAGAUCCUUUAAGUGUGAGGAACCAACAUCUUAGAGAUUUAUCGCUUUCUCCUUUAAGGUGUGUAAAGGAAUGGCACACCUUCUUUGCUAAUGGGUACAAAUUUCAUACCCAUGCAUGGAGCCAGGGCAAGAAGACAAUAAAUAGUGGGAUUUAUGUUAAAGGGCUAAUAGAAGGAGGUCAAGAUGAUUUCUAUGGUGUGAUUAAACACAUCUAUGAGUUGGAAUACAAUUCAACAACCACUGAAAAGAAAAUUGUAUUAUUUUAUUGCGAUUGGUUUGAUCCAUCGAGAGUAGGUACAAGGGUGGAUUCAAAGUAUGGNANUGNNGAUAUUCGAAUGGAUAAAAGAUAUGUGUUGUUUGAUCCAUUUAUAAUUGCACAUAAUGUACAACAAGUUUAUUAUGUACCAUAUCCUACAUCACGCAUGGACAAACGAGGUUCGUGUGUUGCGAUAAAGACGAAGCCUAGAGGACGAAUUGAUUCUAAUGAUGUAGAAACUGAUGUGCCAUACCAAGAAGAGGAAAUGUCACAUGUUAAUGACGUCAUUGAAGUUGAAGAAGUUGUCCGAUUACAAGAUAUAGAAGCUGGUCUUGAACAAGUGGACCCCAACAAUAUUUCAUCAUUUCAAGGGCAAACGGAUGAAGAUACAAAAGAAUCAGAAGAAUACAAUGAAGAGGGAGAAAGUGAAGAUGACAAUGAAGAUGAAUUUCAAAGUUCUAGCACUGAAUAG
Messenger RNA from Vigna radiata var. radiata (mung bean), 2229 nucleotides. RefSeq lists its product as uncharacterized. NCBI's taxonomy places the organism in Eukaryota, Viridiplantae, Streptophyta, Magnoliopsida, Fabales, Fabaceae. The transcript is spliced from 4 exons. The coding region runs from base 1 to 2229 and encodes 742 amino acids. The record is from RefSeq and is a predicted model, not a curated record.